AAGCCCAGGAGCUCAGGCUUCCCUUCAGCUGCUCCCUUCCUCUAGAGCUCUUCCCAGGAGGACCCCAGCCCUUCACACCUUGACUGUCUCCUCCUGAACAUCCUGGGCCUGGAUUCCAGUUUUAUAAAGCUUCUGAGCAGUUCCGGACCCCAAUCUGUCAUGGCGAUGUCUACAUCCAAGGUUGCUCCUUUGCUCACCAACAUGGAAGAGGCAGUUGGGUCUGUUGAGGAUAAACAAUUUACAUGCUUCUCUAAUGCUCUACCCAUUGACAAAAACAGCAGUAUUUUAUCUGUAGAAGUAGUCAAGAAUAUUGAGACCGCUGUGAAAGAUGGAAAGUUGGGAGAAGUGGUCUCCAUAGUCAAAGAUAUCCAUCAGGAAGUAUCCAGAAGCACAGUGAAAAUUGCUGUGACUGGGGACUCUGGCAAUGGCAUGUCAUCCUUCAUCAAUGCCCUUAGGCUCAUUGGACAUGAGGAGGAGGAUUCAGCUCCCACUGGGGUGGUGAGGACCACCCAGAAACCAGCCUGUUACUUCUCUUCCAUAUUUCCCAAUGUGGACCUGUGGGACCUGCCUGGCACUGGGGUCACAGCCCAGAGCAUGGGGAACUACCUGGAGGAGAUGGAAUUUGACAAAUAUGACCUUAUCAUCAUCAUCGCUUCUGAGCAGUUCAGUUCCAACCAUGUGAAGCUGGCCAAAGCCAUGCAGAGAUUGAGAAAGAGGUUCUAUGUUGUCUGGACAAAGCUAGACAGGGACCUUGGUACAAGUGCCCACUCAGAAUCCCAGCUUCUGCAGAAUAUCCAGGAGAGUAUCCGUGAGAACCUCCAGAAGGAGUAUGUGAAGGUGCCCCCCAUAUUUCUGGUAUCCAGCUUUGAGCCUUCAUCACAUGACUUCCAGAAUCUCAGAAUAACACUGAAAAAAGACAUCCCCCGCAUCAAAUUUGAGGGUCUCUUAGGAACCCUUUUCCAAAUCUGCGAGAACACUAUUAAUGAGAAAGUAGAAUUCUUUAAUAGAAGCAUAGAUGAGGAUAAUCUAGAAGGUAAUGAAAAAUUUAAUACAGGUGAUCUGGUACAGUAUCAGCAAUUCUUCCAAAACAAAUUUGUUGUGGAUGACAUAUCUCUCCUCCAGGGGGCUCUGGAUAUGAGACAGCCAGAUGACUGCUCCAGGGAUGCCAAGCCAUCCCAAGUUAGACAGAGAGACCAACAAGACGGCUGGACUGUGUCUCAGCUGUUUCCUUCUAGAACUCAAUAUAUCAUUACAGGUCUUUACUCCGCCAUUUGCUGUUUUUUCUCUCGCCGUCACAGACACACACAACAGAAACAUGUGCUUGGUGAAGUUGCUAAGGAAACCAAGAAAGUUCUGUGGGAAAUCCUGGAAAAUACCAUUUUACUUCCUCAGAAGGACUAGACAACUGAGGUCCUCUCCCAGCUCUAUACCCUACGUCUACCCAAAGUGAGCUUACCUGAGCUAUGGAUUCCAAGUUCCUUGAGGUUAACAGUCCCCCUUUCUUGAUGGGUGUCCCCCCUCAGGAAACACCAUAAUGGAUUUUGCUUUGUACCUUUUGUUUAAUUUUAUUAACUGAACUAUCUGGGAUCCCAAUAUAGGAGAAAUUUCCUUUUA
Messenger RNA from Onychomys torridus (southern grasshopper mouse), 1614 nucleotides. Its product is annotated as immunity-related GTPase family M protein 1-like. The transcript is spliced from 3 exons. Gene Ontology annotation, molecular function: GTP binding; GTPase activity. Gene Ontology annotation, cellular component: endoplasmic reticulum membrane. The coding region runs from base 160 to 1401 and encodes 413 amino acids. The record is from RefSeq and is a predicted model, not a curated record. NCBI's taxonomy places the organism in Eukaryota, Metazoa, Chordata, Mammalia, Rodentia, Cricetidae. Gene Ontology annotation, biological process: defense response; cellular response to interferon-beta.